AUGGCUCAGGAUCCGAGUGACGGAAUUGAUCAGGAGCUUCUGAGCCAUGCUCAUCUGAUUUCCGCGAACCAUUAUGCCGACCAGGCACGUGUCGAUUUGAACCAAGUUACGAAAUGGCUUUUGGCCGCCCCUCAAGUCGCAAAAGACAAGGCCCCGUUCUUCUGGACCUACCUCGAUAGACCCCGCGACGGCCAGAUUUAUCUCACAUGGCAACCGCUCAAAAGGCUUGGAACCAACUUCGCCAGCGAUGGCAUGAUCUGGGGCCCUGAGCAAUACCACAGACAAGACGUUGGCAAUGGAUUGUCUCUCGAGAUCCACUACAUCAAGUCGGGUUUCAUCCCCGGCGAGUCGGUCGCCAUGCAUGCCCGCCGCAGAUUCCGUCUUGUGCCUUCGCAGACAGGUGUGAUGAACGCGCCGCAGCCCGAUAUCAGCCUCUGGAUCGUCCACUACGGGCCGUCGGACCCUCCUGACCGCGUGCCGGUCAACCUUAUUCCCGUCUCCCAAGAUACUCAGCACAUCAUGGCCACCCGCAACCACCUGCAGAAGUGCGGUCAGAUUGCUCGCAAGGACUUCAUGUUAUCCGACCGUGCUAGCUGGCCAAGUAUCCAGUUCCCCCGCAAUGGAGGACGACCUCAGAUGUACAACCCUCCAGCCCCGUCACGGAGGGUUCCUCAGCAGAUGGCCUACCCUCCCUCUGGCCCCUCGGGUCGCCGUGGCCGCCAAACCCAGGCUCAAGCCCAGGCCCAGGCUCAGGCGCAAGCCCAGCAACAAGCCUUGGCGCACGCCGAAGCCCUGCACGACGAUGAGGAAUUGGAGAAGGACCUCUUUGACCAUCUUACUCCCAGAGACGUUUCCUUUGCGCGGUACCAGCAGAACCACGAGUGGAUGGAAGAGAUCGUUUCUUCCCCUUACGGUCUCGCCCAAAUCGCACCGCCUGAUCUCGGACUUGGCCUUAAGGGUGAGCUCGCAUCUUUGACCGAUGGUAUUUUCACGGCACAAAGCGCGAAUGCACUUACUGAGGUUCCUCAGAAGCCGUACAUUGGUCGGUUGGAGCCUGGUCUCGCAGACGAGUUCAGAAAGAGAGUCCAAGAACAUCUCGAGACGACAAAAGCGGAAAUGGAGAAGAUGAAGGCAGAGCAUGCAAAGAACCUGGCUAGUCUAAAGGCCAGCUCCGUGUUUGUGGAUGCAGAGAAGGAGGUCAAGAACUCCAUUCAGGAGCGGGGCCCGGAGAUUUGGCGUCUGGAGGGCCAUUCCACAGAUGCGGACGACAACUCUGGCACAUGGUCUCAAAAGCACAACAAGAAGGUGGAUGACAUCGUGGCGCAAGUCGAAGCCAACCUUGGCCGCCAUAUUGAGGUCCUUCACAACGUUCAUCGUAUCCAGGAUGGCGGCUUCCAGGAGCCGGCCCCUGAGCCCGUGAAAGAGCCAACACCAGCUCCGCCGCCUGCGGCUUCUCCACAAGCUCCGGCGGCAGGCGCUGAGCCAAGCGGUACCGCCUCCCGGCGACCCUCUCAGGCCGGUUCUCAACAUAGUGGCGUUAUGGUCGGCGACUCGGACAUCGACAUGGGCGGCACUGCUGCGGGUCUCCUUGAUCAAAUGCACACUGGCUUCUCUGCCACAUCUACUCCUGUCAACAACUUCCCCACACCACAGGCUCACCUUUCAGCGCUCAACUCGAACGCCGGCACACCGGCCAACGCAAACGCGCCUUCGCCGGCGCCAGUGCCAACAACGAUCCCUGAAGAGUCAGAGGUCCAGUCUGUCCCAUCUGGCGGAGAGGACGUCACAAUGGGCAACACAGAACCUCCAAAGGAUGCACCCACCGCGCCUGACCAAGGGACUGGCAGCGGGGACUGGGUGAUGGUACCUAAGGGGGGUGCAUCGCCGGACCCUGCCGCCGCGGCCAACGCCAAUGCGACUGAGAGUGAGGCCCCGAAGCCGACUCCCAAAGCUCCUUCUGCCGCCGGUACCCCUGCCGGAGAGACCCCUGGUGGCUUCAGCUCCCUCGGCGAUCUCGAUUCUGCCGGCGAUGCAAUGGCGAGUUAUGGAGCAUCGCUGGGUGAUGGCUUGGACAUGAACGCGGAAAUAGAUGACUCUGCUUUCGGUGAUGCUUUCCACGGCAUCUCCAACACGAAUACGCCUGGAAACCAAUCUGAAGGCGCUUAG
Colletotrichum chrysophilum is the source of this 2166-nucleotide messenger RNA. RefSeq lists its product as uncharacterized. The transcript has 3 exons. The coding region runs from base 1 to 2166 and encodes 721 amino acids. NCBI's taxonomy places the organism in Eukaryota, Fungi, Ascomycota, Sordariomycetes, Glomerellales, Glomerellaceae. The record is from RefSeq and is a predicted model, not a curated record. Gene Ontology annotation, biological process: chromatin remodeling.